AUGAAAAAGAUUGAACCAAGAGCUGAGGCGAGAUAUGUAUUUAAUAUAGGGGCCUGCCUCGUCUCCAAGGACGGCAAGAUCCUCGGUCGCGGACACAACAUGCGCGUGCAGAAGGGGAGCGCCACUUUACAUGGCGAAAUCUCCGCGCUCGAAAACUCGGGCCGUCUGCCGGCUUCCGCCUACGCGGGCGCCACGAUGUACACGACCCUCUCGCCCUGCGACAUGUGCACGGGCGCGUGCAUCCUCUACAAGAUCGCGCGGGUGGUCAUCGGCGAGAACAAGACGUUCGUCGGCGGCGAGGAGUACCUUAAAGCGCGGGGCGUGGAGGUCGUGGUGCUGGAGAACAGCGAGUGCGUGGAGCUGAUGACGAGGUUCAUCGAGGAGAAGCCGGGUGUUUGGAACGAGGAUAUCGGGGAGCAAUGA
Messenger RNA from Fonsecaea erecta, 423 nucleotides. RefSeq names its product cytosine deaminase. NCBI's taxonomy places the organism in Eukaryota, Fungi, Ascomycota, Eurotiomycetes, Chaetothyriales, Herpotrichiellaceae. The transcript has 3 exons. The record is from RefSeq and is a predicted model, not a curated record. Gene Ontology annotation, cellular component: cytoplasm; nucleus. Gene Ontology annotation, molecular function: diaminohydroxyphosphoribosylaminopyrimidine deaminase activity. Bases 1 to 423 code for a protein of 140 amino acids.